GCCACGUCAAUGGUGCCCAACUCGCCGCACGUGACAGUGCUGUACGCGUGCGCACUGGCAGUGGGCACGUGUGCCGGCGCCUGGAGUAACGCCAAGACCGUGUGGCUCAUAGAGAUCUGGCAGACCAGUAACGCACCUGUACUACAUCUAUGUAGCUUUUUGUUUGGCAUUGGCACUAUUAUCGGGCCCCUGGUUGACAAACAAUUUGUGCUUGGUGAUCGUUUGGCUAGUAAUUCAAGUUUGGUUAAUUUAGCAUCUACUGGUACUGGUGCUGUUGACCAUGAUGCUGUACCCGUGCCAGAAAAGUCCAUGCUCUGGCUGCCAUUUGCAAUUAUUGGUGGAUGCACACUAAUGGCAUUGAUGUAUCUAUGUAAAAAAUACGAAAACCGAAACCACAUGAUCAGUGAGAGCCAAUCGCAGGUGUCGGACGAACUCGUGAGCCGUAAACUAUUUGACAAAAAGCAUACGGACACUGUUCGGUCCACUAGUGACGUUGAACUUGGUCACCCUACCAGCACUGUCACCAGCACCCUCAUCACAACAACACCUUGCACACCCACAACACUGGACAACAAACCAUACAACCCCACCACCGCCCCCAUCAUUGACACCCCGGCCACUAAACACCACACACUGCUGGACAACUUCCGGCAAAAUCACGACCGCUGGCUAUUGAUAGGACUGGUGUCCGCUUUCCUGGCCUUUCAAAUGUCGUCCGAAGUAAUAUACAUGCAAUUCUCGGCCACGUAUUUCCAGUACAUACCACUCAAGCUGAGCGCCCAGACGUCGGCCACCCUGAUGUCAUCCAUGGCCCUGACGUUUACCAUGGGCAGGGGUAUCAGCAUAUUUGUGGCCAUGCGGUUCCGGCCCCAGCAUAUCAUUUGUGGCCAUUUGCUCAUCUCGUUUGCCGGUCUGGCGAUACUAUACGCCGGCCAGCGGUCGCUGGAGUGCCUGUGGGCCGGCUCUAUGAUCAUGAGCUACGGCCUGUCGCCGAUCAUAUGUAGCACCUAUUGCUUUCUGGCCCAGUACCUAGAUGUUAAGAACCGUGUGGGCACCGUGUUGCUUUUUUCGGCCGAGUCUCUCAACAUGUUUGUGCCGUUUCUCAUGGGUAUACUCAUUGAAAAGUUUGCCCAAAUUUUUGCCCUCAUUAUGUUUGCCAACCUAUUGUUGAGUAGUUUAAUGUUUGUCGCGAUUUUGUAUAUUGUUAUGAGAGCUGAACGUAGGGCUAAGUGUCCGUCAGUGAAAUAG
Messenger RNA from Medioppia subpectinata, 1248 nucleotides. NCBI's taxonomy places the organism in Eukaryota, Metazoa, Arthropoda, Arachnida, Sarcoptiformes, Oppiidae. The record is from the annotation of a GenBank genome assembly.